Molecule: messenger RNA, 1188 nt
Organism: Moesziomyces antarcticus
Lineage: Eukaryota; Fungi; Basidiomycota; Ustilaginomycetes; Ustilaginales; Ustilaginaceae
Product: GPI-anchor transamidase
Exons: 1
Coding region: 1-1188 (395 amino acids)
Biological process (GO): attachment of GPI anchor to protein; proteolysis; protein localization to cell surface
Cellular component (GO): GPI-anchor transamidase complex
Molecular function (GO): GPI-anchor transamidase activity
Source: RefSeq, a predicted model, not a curated record
AUGGUGCCCAGCGUCCCCGAGGAGUCGAGGCCGAAAGAUCGCUCGCGUCGAACACGGUCAACGAAAGCAUCGCGGUCACGGACAUCACGACAUGCUCUGCGACUGGUGUUGCUGAGCCUACUUGUGGCACUCGUAGCGAUAGUUGCGCCACUCGUAUAUCCGGAAGCGUUCCUCACCGAGGCGCAGGUCGGGCAAGUCACAACGUUCUUCGAGUCAGCAGGACUUGGAGAAACACUUGCGCAGCUGCAAGGCCGAGAAUCGUCGGGGUUGUCAGGCAGAUCUUGGGCAGGACAGUGGGAUGAUUCAACCUCAUCGCAGACUACUGUACGCGGAGGGCAUACGAACAACUGGGCGGUGCUGGUGUGCACGUCCAAGUUCUGGUUCAACUACCGUCACAUUGCCAACACUCUCGGCAUGUACCGAACGGUCAAGCGGCUGGGCAUUCCGGAUAGCAACAUCAUCCUCAUGCUUGCGGACGACGCCGCGUGCAAUCCGCGCAACAAGUUUCCCGGAAACGUAUGGGCAUCGACUGCCAACCGCCUCGACCUGUACGGGCACAAUAUCGAGGUCGACUAUCGCGGCUACGAGGUGUCGGUGGAAAACCUCAUCCGACUUCUCACGGGUCGACUGCCGCCCACCACGCCCAAGUCGAAGCGUCUCGAGAGCGAUGCUCGUUCCAACGUGUUCCUGUACAUGACGGGGCAUGGGGGGGACGAGUUCCUCAAGUUCCAGGACUACGAGGAGAUCUCGGCGGUGGAUAUUGCGGAUGCGAUCGAGCAGAUGUGGCAGAAGAAACGAUACCACCAGCUUUUCUUUAUGGUGGAUACGUGCCAGGCCAACACGCUGUAUACGCGCAUUUAUUCGCCCAACGUGCUGGCCACAGGAUCCUCCGCCAAGGGGCAGAACUCGUACUCGCAUGGUGCUGACGACGAUCUGGGUGUGGCCAUGAUCGAUCGGUUCACCAACUUUGUGCUGGAAUGGAUGGAGGACAAGAACAAGACGUCGGAUGCUACGAUGCAAGAUCUGUUUGCGGCGUACGAUCCGAGUCGGAUCGAAUCCGAUCCAGGCGUACGCACCGACCUGUUCCCCUGGCCAUUGACGGAUGUGAAGAUCACCGACUUUUUCGGCGGCGUUGCCCAGGUCGACCUCACGCAUCAGAGCACAGACACGCCAUUUCUCAUGUCCUAG